CUGGCUGUACGUGCUGCGCUACUCUCGAGCGCGGCAGCCUGGUCCACAGUGAAUGUCGGAAACCGGCUUCGUGAGCCGUACGGAAUAAAUGUCACAUUGAAAAUGGUCGAGGGCGACAUACAUUAAGAAGUAGUCUGUUGAACUGACCGCUGUUCUGCUUUUGAAACUCUCUCUCUCUCUCUCGUCGCGUUCCCUCCGGAGGUUAUAUGACCUGGAUCAUCAGGGCGCCAGACAGAAGGAGAACUGGACAUGUGGAAGACAUUCGUCCCCGCGCGCAAGCUGCUGCGUAGCGGGAAGUACCUGUUGCUCGCGCUUCUGUUUUGCUGCGCGCUCGGGGUUUACCUACAGUUCACCGCCACCAACGACAUGGACACAAUCCAACCCAGUGGCUACAUUGACAAACGUAGGAUAAGAGCAAGAAGGGAGCCUCUUAGAGUGUGGCAUGUGGAUGCGGAGUCAGAGGAAUCCUGGAAAACAUGCACACCUCCACCAUGGAGUCCAGAGUAUCAGGGCCAGGCCAACCUGCACAUCUUUGAGGACUGGUGUGGAAGCUCCAUUCAGCAGCUCAGAAAAAACCUCCACUACCCACUCUAUCCUCAUUCCCGCUCCACCAUAAGCAAGCUGGCCAUUGCUCCCAGGUGGACAAACUACGGCUUGCGGAUCUUUGGCUACCUCCACCCAUACACAGAUGGUGAGUUUGUGUUUGCUGUAGGUUCUGAUGAUAAUUGUGAAUUCUGGCUGAGUUCCGAUGAGUCUCCAAACAAUAUCCAACUACUAGCCGCAGUCGGGAAGACAGGCAAAGAGUGGUCAGCCCCAGGGGAAUUUGGAAAAUAUGCCAGUCAAAUGUCAGGACCAGUUCCACUUUUGAUGAAACAGAGGUACUUCUUUGAGCUCAUCCACAAGCAGGAUGACAAGGGGACAGAUCAUGUGGAAGUUGCGUGGCGACUGAAUAAGGCUGACUUGGAGUUUGCAGUUGUUGACUCCCAACACAUCUCCCUCUACACCAAUGAAUCAUCUCUGAAGAUGAGCGAUGUGGCUCACAUUCCUCAGACCAUGGCCAGUCAUAUGACCCCGCCCUCCAAGAGACCUCAGGCCACGCCUCACGGAGCGGACAUGCUGCAAGAGGAUCCCAGAGACACAUUCCACCAACUUCCUCUGAUAAAUCCUUUAGACCUGAAGAACAUCCUCCCGGACUGUUCCUACAAUCCAAGUUACACCAUUAAAGAUUUCCCUCUCUCCCGCUAUCAAGGCCUGCAGUUUGUUCAUCUCUCUUAUGUCUACCCCAAUGAUUACACACGACUCACACACAUGGAGGAAGAAAACAAAUGCUUCUAUAAAUCAGUGUAUCAUCCCAGACUGGGCUUUGCGUGGAACAUGAAUCUGGACGGUGUGGAUCGUGACGAUGACCUCAAAUACUCAGAUCUGGAUUGGAAGGAGUGGAAGGAGUUGCACGACAAAGAGAUAGACAAAGAGAUUGACGGAAAUGAGAUCCCUGAUUAUGGAGAUGAUUACGAUGACUAUGCCCACCAUCGCCAGCGUAAACUCUUCAGUCUUAACAGGAAGAACGUUCCACCUUUAGAACACCGGGGCCCAGUAGACCAGCCAGAGAACCUGUCCAAAAAGAGAUCAUCCAGACAUCGAGGGAAUCCAGCAGGCCAGCCAAAGGACCCACCGAAAGAUCCAAAGAACUUCCCCAAAGAGAGGCAGAGUCUGGACGGAGAGGGGAAUAACCAACUCAGGGAACCACAGAACUCAAUUGAGAACCAACCAAGGAAUGAGCAUCCACUACCAGAGCAGGAACCAGUUAAAGUUGAGAAGCGGAGGUAUGGGCAGAGACAGAAUCAAAGGGAGGGGGUUAAAAUUGCUCAGAGACUGGCUGAAGAAGGACCUCACCAUGACACCUUAAUGGGACAACAGCAUGAGCCUGAGGUAAAACUGGAGGAGGAGCCGCAGCCAGUCAGAGGCAAGAGGGAAAGUGUGCACCAUCGGAAAAGAAGGAGUAGAGCAAAGGGAGCUGCAGGGAGGGAGAACCGAAGGGAGGAACAUCUCGGAGGAGGUGGAGGAAAGCGAGAAGGACAGCAGGACAUUCCUAACAUAGCCCGGCAGCCAUCACAGAACUCUCACAAGGAGGAGGAGAUGCCUGAGAAAGUAGCCCCACUGAAUCCACCCAAAGACCCUCAUCUUCCAAUCAGAGGAGCACAGGAUCCACCCAAAGAGGCUCAUCAUCCAAUCAGAAGAGAUCGGAAUCCACCCACAGAGGCUCAUCUUCCAAUCAGAGGAGAGCAGGAUCCACCCAAAGAGGCUCAUCAUCCAAUCAGAAGAGAUCGGAAUCCACCCACAGAGGCUCAUCUUCCAAUCAGAGGAGCGCAGGAUCCACCCAAAGAGGCUCAUCAUCCAAUCAGAAGAGAUCGGAAUCCACCCAAAGAGGCUCAUCUUCCAAUCAGAGGAGAGCAGGAUCCACCCAAAGAGGCUCAUCAUCCAAUCAGAAGAGAUCGGAAUCCACCCAAAGAGGCUCAUCUUCCAGUAAGAGGACCCCAGGAUCCACCCAAAGAGGCUCAUCAUCCAAUCAGAAGAGAUCGGAAUCCACCCAAAGAGGUUCAUCUUCCAAUCAGAGGAGAGCAGGAUCCACCCAAAGAGGCUCAUCAUCCAAACAGAAGAGAUCGGAAUCCACCCAAAGAGGCUCAUCUUCCAGUAAGAGGACCCCAGGAUCCACUCAAUCAGAACUUACACCCAGAUGUGCUUGACCCACCCAAAGACAAGAAGCCAAUUGUGGAGCCCCACCCACCAGAACAUCUGGACCCUAUCAGAGCGAAGGGGCAGAGACCGAGGAGGUGGAAGGAGUCUCCUGUGAAAGAGGAAGAGGAAGAGGACUCCAACAGAGCAGCACCAAAAAGAGACAGGAAGGACUGGCAGGACAAACCGGACCGAAAUCAAAAAAAGCUUUAUGUUGACACAGCGCUCAAAAAAGACAAGUUGUCAAUUAUUGAUGGAGAAAUAGCUAAUGGCAUUGAUAAACACAGCAAGCAGACCCAGUUCCAGGUAGCCCCUCCCCAACCAGAAGCUGGCAACAGUGUUCAUGGCAAGAAGGAAGAGGCAGAGCCAGAGGAGGGCAAUGCACCUGACGGAAAUGGAACCAAUGAGGGGUAUGGCUACAAAGAUGAGUGGAAGGAGGAGGACUGGGAUGAGUGGGAAGACCAGGUGCUCUAUGACCCGGAAGUGAACUGGGCACAGACAUUCCAGAUGACGCCUAUGGAUCUGCACAAGAUACGCACUGACUGGAUAGACCUGAACUGCAAUGUGUCGGGAAACCUGCUUCUCAGCCAAUCAGACGCACUGCAUGUCGUUCAGGCCUUUAUGGCGAAACUCAACGUGAAAACCCAGAAGCAGUACACUCUUGUGCAGGUGGUGAAUGUUGAGAAGCGUGUGGAUGACAUGUACGGCAGCCGGUACCUGCUGGAACUGGAGCUCUUGGAUGCCAAGGGGCAUCAGGUGCGAGUGUCACAAUAUGUCUACCUUCUCCCUGGUCGCCAAGGAUACGUGCGCGGUAGCCGAGAAUUGCUAUGCAACCCAGUCGGCUUCCAGUGGAACCCCAGAGCCACCGUCCAUUUUAUUGUUCCAGUGAAGAACCAGGCUCGCUGGGUGCAGCAGUUCAUAUCUGACAUGGAGGAUUUGUACCAGGCCACAGGGGACCAGAACUUCAACAUCAUCAUCGUUGACUAUGAGAGCACAGAUAUGGACAUCCAGCAGAGCCUCCAAAAUGCCAGCCUACCAAGCUAUCAGUAUGUCCGGCUGACUGGAAACUUUGAGCGAGCUGCCGGACUACAGACUGGAAUAGACCUCAUCAAAGACGAGCACAGUAUUGUAUUUCUGUGUGAUCUGCAUAUCCAUUUCCCCAUGGGCUUCAUAGACAGCUUGAGGAAACACUGUGUGGAGGGCAAGAUGGCCUACGCUCCCGUGGUCAUGAGACUCAACUGUGGAGCUACACCUCAGGAACCAGAUGGGUUCUGGGAGGUGAAUGGUUUUGGCUUGCUGGGUAUCUAUAAGUCUGAUCUGAUGGCUGCUGGAGGAAUGAACACUCAGGAGUUCACCAACCGCUGGGGAGGAGAGGACUGGGAGUUGCUAGACAGGAUCCUGCAGUCGGGCCUUGAGGUGGAGCGUCUCUACCUGAGGAACUUCCUGCACCACUACCACUCCAAACGCGGCAUGUGGAACCGACAGAUGCUCAACAAGCCCACGUAACCAUGGCUACCCGCACGCCAACAGUCAAUGGGGCACUUUAAAUACUCUACCAGCCGCAGGCAUUCCAGCAUUGAGCUUGGUUGACCUUCUGUGUCAGGCAUAUACAGUCUCAGGAGCAUGAAAGGGUGGGAUGAAGGGCUACAUUUUUCUUGAUUGGAUUGGAUUGAUUAGUAAGUCUGUUGAUAUUGCAACACUAUGGACACCACAAGACAACAAAACCUUCUUUUUUUGGCAAGGAUAUCCACUGAGGGGAGAACUGUGAAGAAUGUGUGUUUAUAUAGUCAGUCUGGUCUGUAGGUUGGUGGAGCGUUUGUUUAUUUAUUUAAUAUUCUUUUUUACAUUGUUUUUAUGUGACAUGUCUUUGAAUGGAUGGAUUAUCCUCUGGAUUUAAUAUGCGCACCUUCGUACACACCCUUGCCUGGCAUUUUGGAGCUUUUGUCUGUGUGUUGCUACAUACAUGAGUGUUGCACAAGGAUCUCAUGUCUCUCUGCGUGAGGCAGAAGACAAAUUGAAGUGCUAUUCCUGCCAAAGACUGAAGCCAUUGUGAGAAGAUUAGCUUUUAUUAUGGAUAAUGAUGUGCCUUUCAGCACUAGUGAAGAAGCUGCUAACCAAGAUAAACAGCUUUCUCUACACGAAACUAAGGUGAUAUAAUGAUGUCAUUUAACUUCUGGGGAAGUUGCGCCUCUGUAUGUACUCUCUCUUCAGUGUUUUAUGAUGAUAUUAUUAUUUGUAAUCGGCUUAAGUGAGGUGUGUUAGUUGAGCGAUCACACACAAUGAAUAACCAGAGUUGAUAGUAUACAGCUGGUACUGUACUAACUGGAGUGUUUAUUGCUUGAGCAGGCCUACAUACUGUAUGAGGAGAUGUUGAAUUUUCAGACACGGAAAAGAGAAAAGACAAACUCUUCUGAACGAUGAGCCGGAGCUUUGUGUGAAGUCGCCCAAGGCUGUCUGCAGUUGCUGAAGUGACGAGUAGUCCUAGAGUCGUCUUAUGUCUCAGGUCCCAUUGUAAAGGUACUGCAGCCUGCGGCCUAAAGCAAGUGCCCUCUGUAGGCCAGACCUGCCUAUUACACCUAUUGCUUACUGUAAUUACUCCCGAGGCCAAAAUGCUCUGUGCCUCUUAUUUUGGUUUUCUCUACCUUAGUCAGUUUUAGGGCUGUCACUCUCUCUCUCUCUCUUUCUCUCUCUCUCUCUUUCUCUCUUUCUCUCUCUCUCUCAUGCUCUAAUAUAGCAUGACCCCUCCAGACUUUUUGGAAGGUUAGGAAGAGGUUUCCUCUUUGUCCCUGCUCCCUGAGGAGAUGAAGGAGCAGGAAAAGGUGAUUUCCUCACCAAUCAGCACGGGACAGAUUUAGGAUGUCCUCGCACACUCUGUUCAGGUCGCAUUGCGCGACCACAGGAGAAACAUGCUCAAUGAGCUGGUGUAUGUCUUACAAUGAAAUAACCAAAAAUGUUGAUAAUCCCUAUGGUACAGUAGAUAUAUGCGGUGGAGAUUGCUCAGGUUUGGCUGGUCAGUAUGUAUGGUAUGUAUGAAAAAGUCAAUGCAGUCAUUUGUAUGAAGCUGUUAUUUCUGGUAUGUUCCAUUUCCUCCAUAUAAUGUGUGAAGCUAUGCAGUUACACAUUCCAGUCCUUUGCACUAUACUGAUAGCCUUGUUGUCUCAGGGGUGCCUUAAAGGUCAGACUUAUUAGUCUGGAAAUAAAAGUCAAAGGCCUGUUAUACUGUGAGAUUAAAGGCUGAAACUGAGUCUUUUUUAAUAAGGCUCAAUACAGGCACAUAUGCAGUCCCUUAAGUCUCACAUUAUGUAGUCUAUAGAGAAGAAAAGAAAGGUGUGAACUUUUGGCAGGUGAAAACUGUGCUUUGAGACUUUGUAAGCUGUAAAACCGAAGUUUUAGAGGCCUUGUCUUGAAGAAAUGGACACCAAUGUCUUCAAGGGUGGUUGUUACAAUAAAUUGUGUUUACAUUCUCUGCUUUA
This is a messenger RNA of Sardina pilchardus (European sardine), 6206 nucleotides long. RefSeq names its product beta-1,4-N-acetyl-galactosaminyl transferase 3b (gene b4galnt3b). The coding region runs from base 250 to 4239 and encodes 1329 amino acids. The record is from RefSeq and is a predicted model, not a curated record. The transcript is spliced from 20 exons. Lineage: Eukaryota; Metazoa; Chordata; Actinopteri; Clupeiformes; Clupeidae. Gene Ontology annotation, molecular function: acetylgalactosaminyltransferase activity. Gene Ontology annotation, cellular component: Golgi cisterna membrane.